CUUGAUUUGAAGUGGCCUCCUGAUCCCUGCAGCCCUGGCGCUGCGCUGCAUGGACGCCGUGUUCCUGUCGCCCAGCGAGGAUGAGUUCGUGGGCAGGAUCACGGAGGAGCUGGAGCACUUCAUGCUCCAAGGGCAGCACCACAGGGUGCUGCUGUUCCCUCCCCUGUCCAGUCGCCUCAGGUACCUGAUCCAUCGCACCGUGGAGAACGUGGAUUUGUUGAGCAGCUUUUCUGUGGGAGAAGGCUGGAGGAGGAGGACAGUCAUCUGUCACUCAGCUGUCAGGCUGCCCAGUGAGACCAAACCCAGCGAGCCAAAGCCCAGCAGCAACCCCUCCAGGCUUCACCGCCCGGCGCCGCCCUGGGGCCGGGGGAACCGAGGCGGCCGGCAGCGGCACGCUGGGGACGUGCAUGGGGACAGCUCCCGAGCCUCUGUGGGCUCUGGCAGGAUACAGAGGCCCCCCAGGAGGAAACCAGACAAAGCCUUCUACGUCCCCAAGGCCAUGCGCAGGAAGGCUGAAUGGGGCGAGCAGGAGAGCCUGGCGGCAGCCGGAGCCGCUGGGAACGUGGCACCAGGAGAAGAGAUCUGCCCCAAAGCUUCGGCUGGGGAUGGCCAGGAGGAGCUGGGCAAGUCUGAAGGUAGCCCAAAUGGUGUCUGCUUGACCCUUGGUGAGCCUGCUGAAGAGUGUGUCUCAGGUAGGAGUGAUGGCAGCAGUGCUGGAGGUCCUCCGUGCGGCGUGGAAGGGCCCUCGGUGGAGGGCAGCAACGAUGCCUCUGGGCAGGAAAGUCAGGACAAAGCCUGUCCAGGUUCCCUUUCUUCUGCACACAAUCAAAGCCCAGCUGAGGCUGAAGAGCAAGAUUGCAGCUGUGACAACGUUGUUGCAGCAGAAGGUAGCAAAAUCCCGUGCCAGCUGCAAGGUGAAAAGCAACCCAGCCAGGAGGCUGGCACAUGGGAGUGCAGCAAAACCUCCUCCCCGUCAGAAGGUGCCAGCAGGAGCUGCUGCACAGGCCCUGUGGUGGCAGAGUCAAGUGCUGCUGUGUUGCUGCUGCUGGAAAACCAAGAUAAGAGCUGUGCUGCUGCCAGGAGCCUGGAGAGAGGUGGAAACGAGUCACUGCCUGAGGAACAGGCCAAGGGCUCUGGCAGUGCUGGCACAGGGGAGGAGGGAGGCUCCUCCAAACUGCAAAGCCAAGACCAAGAGUGCCCCAGUGAUGUCCAGCUGGGGUCUGACCAGAACCCCCCAGAAGCCCCAAAUGAGCCUCAGGCUGUGCCUGAACCAGACCCAGCAGCUGCUGAGGAGCAGAAGGAGGCCUGGGUGGAUGCUCCUGGGCAGAACCACAGUGGGAAGGGGGCAGAAGAGGAGGACAAGGAAGGUCCAGGCUUGUGGGAUGAGCUGCAUUUGUCUGCAGGAGAUAAGGAGGAGAGCAGAGGUGGCCCUGGGCAGGGCAGCCCUGAGGAUGACUGCACUGCAGAGCUCUUUGCAGAGAUUGUGAAUUACCUGAGUGUGAAGGACAUCAGCAUUGAGAAGAUCAGCUUUGAUUACUCCACCUAUGGAGAGGCACAGCUCACCGAGGGGGAUUUUGGCCACGUCACUGAGAUUUAUGACUUCUCCCCAUCCAUGAAGACAGAGCAGCUGCUGGAAGUGUUCUCAGACUUCCAUGAGAGUGGCUUCAAAAUCCAGUGGGUGGAUGACACACAUGCCCUGGGAAUCUUCUCCAGCCUGUCCACAGCCUCUCAGGCCCUGGGGCGCCGUUACCCUGCUCUGAAGAUCCGACCCUUGAUCCAUGCAACCAAGCAGUCCAAAACCAAAGCCCUUCAGAGACCAAAACUCCUUCACCUGGCAAAAGAAAGACCCCACACUGACACCAUGGUGGCAAGGAGGCUGGUGAGCAGGGCUCUGGGCUUGAAGAACAAGCAGCAGGCUGAUGGUGGCUCAGGCACAGAGGUGCUGCUGCCAGAAAGCUUGGAGCAGGAGGAAUAAACCACCCCAGCUCCAACCAGAACAAAAAGGGCUCUGGGUGAGCAGGGCUGUGACAUUAAACUGCAUGCAGAAGGCUUGGAGCUGCCAGGAGGAUGUUCUCCUGGGGGGAUUGGAAUCAUCCUUAGGAAGAGAAGUUGGGAAGGGACAAAGUUUGCUGUUGAGUGAGCAUCUUGAGCUCAAGAGCUAAGCUCUCUGAGGGUUGCUGUCAGCUCUUCAUUAGCAAGAGCAUCUUGCCCUGCUCUGCUUCCUGCUCUGCAGCCUUCCAAAAAAUGACUUUAGAGGAAGAGAAUUGGAUCUUGGUGGCCAAAAUUCAGGCAGGAGGCAAACAAAAAUAAGCUGUUUAAUGUUUUACUUUGUUGUAAUGUUGCUGUUAACCUGUCCCCCAGGAGGGAGGAGCAGUGAAUAAAGCAAG
Messenger RNA from Indicator indicator, 2387 nucleotides. It is a transcript of the gene R3HCC1, whose product is annotated as R3H domain and coiled-coil containing 1. NCBI's taxonomy places the organism in Eukaryota, Metazoa, Chordata, Aves, Piciformes, Indicatoridae. The record is from RefSeq and is a predicted model, not a curated record. The transcript is spliced from 8 exons. Gene Ontology annotation, molecular function: nucleic acid binding. The coding region runs from base 50 to 1975 and encodes 641 amino acids.